Molecule: messenger RNA, 768 nt
Organism: Truncatella angustata
Lineage: Eukaryota; Fungi; Ascomycota; Sordariomycetes; Amphisphaeriales; Sporocadaceae
Product: dienelactone hydrolase
Exons: 3
Coding region: 1-768 (255 amino acids)
Molecular function (GO): hydrolase activity
Source: RefSeq, a predicted model, not a curated record
AUGCCUCUGGCUUCAGCUCCCGCACAAUGCUGCACCCUCGGUGUCAAGCAUGAAGGCACACCCACCGGCCAGGAAAUCAAGGUCGGCAAGCACGACGCGUACCUGGCGGUACCCAAGAGCGAUGCGGCGCACAAGGACGCGGGCAUCCUGAUCGUCCCGGACGUGAUCGGCAUCUGGCAGAACAGCAAGCUGAUCGCGGACCAGUUCGCCGCCAACGGCUACCUGACACUGAUCGUUGAUGUCUUCAACGGCGACGCCCUCUCCCUCAACCGCGACGCCGACUUCGACUUCAUGGGCUGGCUCACCAAGGGCAGCACCGGCGACAACCCCCACACCAAGGAGUACGUCGACCCCAUUGUCGAGGAUGCCAUCAAGUACCUCAAGGAGGAGAAGGGCGUCAAGAAGCUUGGCGGCGUCGGCUACUGCUUCGGUGCCAAGUACGUCGCGCGCCACUACCCUGCCAUCUCGGUCGGCUACUUCGCACACCCGUCGUUCGUGGACGAGGAGGAGCUCGAGGGCUUCAAGGGCCCGCUGUCCAUCUCGGCGGCCGAGACGGACGAGAUCUUCCCCAAAGAGAAGCGCUACCAGGCCGAGGAGAUCCUCAAGAAGGGCGCCCAGCCCUACCAGAUCAACCUGUACAGCCAGGUCGCGCACGGCUUCUCCGUCCGCUGCGACCUCAGCAACAAGGUCCAGCGCUACGCCAAGGAGCAGGCCUUCCUGCAGGCCGUCACCUGGUUCGACACCUGGUUGGUCGGCGAGGACAACUGA